AUGGCAGAAGCUAUCUGGACAUUUUCUCAGUCCUUCACGGAACAUUUUCAACAAUUGCGGUCUGAGUUGGAAUCUCGCGUCGAAACUGCUAGAGCGGGACCACCUCCUUCACAGGGAGUUCUCAAUGAACUUUCCAUGUCGCUAGCAAAAGCUACGAAAGCUCUCGCUGAUGCAACUAGGUCCAUACCAAGUUACGAUCAGAAACAAUCUGAGAUUCAAUUGAAAGCGUUAGAGAAAUCCAUCGAAGCUCUACGAGCUUCAUCCGCCCCGAAGUCCAAGUUCGCUUUCAAGCGCAAGGUUGCAUCACCUCCUCACCUACCGUCGACAGCACCCACGAUCGCGGAAGCUUCUAAGGCAGUCGAAACCACAAAUUUGACCCCUUCAACGCAUCCAACUCUCAGCUUUCAUUCCCGCGAGCUUCUCAUAAGAUCUUCUCUCCCGGACCAUCCUCAGCAAACAGACUUGUCAAUUUUUGAUCUGGACCACUGCAUUGUUGACCUUCUCACCAUAGACUCGGAAUAUGCCUCCAAGGAGGAGCUCUCUAUCUCCGCUUUACACGUACGGAACCUAUCGCAUUGUAUUCUUUUAUUGCCUCCUAUCGAUGGAAGCGCUCUGCUCCAUGACAUAUCGCAUUGCACAAUUGUUCUUGGCUGCCAUCAGUUUAGAAUGCACACAUCGCAGAAGAUUGACGUCCUUCUAUCAAUAUCUUCCAAUCCGAUCAUAGAGGAUUGCAACGGCAUCCGGUUUGGCCAGUACCCAGCUACGCUUCUUCGUCGCGAGAAGGACCUCACGUCAUACUCAGUCCAAGACUUUUCUCACAUACGAUCAACACCAUCACCUCAUUUUUCUCUCCUGACACAAGAUGGUCAGGUUGAAGUGGAGAAGAAGGUUUCAUCCGCAAGAACCAUCGACGCCCUGAACGAACUUAAAACCAUUGUACCCCAAUAA
Messenger RNA from Cyclocybe aegerita, 948 nucleotides. NCBI's taxonomy places the organism in Eukaryota, Fungi, Basidiomycota, Agaricomycetes, Agaricales, Hemipholiotaceae. The record is from the annotation of a GenBank genome assembly.